Molecule: messenger RNA, 837 nt
Organism: Volvox carteri f. nagariensis
Lineage: Eukaryota; Viridiplantae; Chlorophyta; Chlorophyceae; Chlamydomonadales; Volvocaceae
Exons: 1
Coding region: 97-837 (246 amino acids)
Source: RefSeq, a predicted model, not a curated record
AAAAAACGGGUCCCCAGCCGGCCGGCUGCCAAGGCGACUUGAGUGGCCACUUGGCCUGACGCGAAUUAUCCGAUAAGGGAAAAAAUAAAACGGCAAAUGCUGCCACAAAGUGAACCCAUGCGACGGUCUGUUCGCAACCUCAAAAUGCGAACGCGAAAUAAAGGAGAAAAGCGGGAAGGCAAAACACCGCGAGUAAAAAAGGUCAUCAACGAAGCUUACAACUGUGCACGCGGGCGCCAACAACUGCGCACGCGGGCGCCAACAACUGCGCACGCGGGCGCCAACAACUGCGCACACGGGCGCCAACAACUGCGCACACGGGCGCCAACAACUGCGCACACGGCACCAACAACUGUGCACGCGGGCGCCAACAACUGCGCACGUGGGCGCCAACAACUGCGCACGCGGGCGCCAACAACUGUGCACACGGGCGCCAACAACUGCGCACACGGGCGCCAACAACUGCGCACGCAGGCGCCAACAACUGCGCACGCGGGCGCCAACAACUGUGCACGCGGGCACCAACAACUGCGCACACAGGCGCCAACAACUGCGCACACAGGCGCCAACAACUGCGCACGCGGGCGCCAACAACUGCGCACGCGGGCGCCAACAACUGCGCACGCGGGCGCCAACAACUGCGCACACGGGCGCCAACAACUGUGCACACGGGCACCAACAACUGCGCACGCGGGCGCCAACAGCUGCCAACUAUCGCGCACACGGGCGCCUCAAUCGCACGCGCGGGUGCCCAAAUCGAUGCUCGCUGGCAAUCUCAUCAUAACCAAAGAAGAAAGAAAUCUUGUGCACUCUGCACUGACCGGCAAUGGUCCUUGA